UUGCAAUUUCUCGUCAUGCACGGAUAUUUGACAAUCCUCAUAAUUUUUUGCCUCAUCACUACCAGCCUGCUGAUGCUUUUUUAUAUUAGCAAUGGUCCUGAGAAAAUUGAUUCAUCUGACAUUAGGAGCCUCCCAGGUAACAUAAAAUGUGACAGUGGCCCUCGGAUCAUUGAUUUCCCCAAAAAGCCCAUAGGGCCAUUUUUCAAUGACAAUCCCUCUUGUGCCUGUCGAAACAAUAAUUCAUUAAACCAGUUUGUGCCUGAAAAUGAAUUACAGGAUCUUCAAAAGCGCAGAAUAGAAGAGUACAAACAACACCAGAUCAGAACGGGCAAACAGAACGAUGUUCUUCUACUUGCCCCUCCUAACACCCCCCUUCAGUAUCCCAUCAGAGGAUUCAGAGUAUCGCCCAUGAAUAAAACUCUUAUUCCUGGUCUAGCUGUACAAACACAAAACAGGGACAUUUACCAGGUGUCCCUUAGGGUGGGGAAAGGUGUGCUGUCAGUAUUAGAUGUUCAGGAAGGAGAGGAUGUGAAUGGAGAGAAUGAAGGAAAUCUGACCAUCUCAUCCACCAGUCUUGAAAAACUCAAUGAUCUGCUGAGCCGAGUGACCUACACCAGCACCAUCUACCACAUCAAGACUGAAGAUCUCGCUUACUUUUCUUUUGAGAACCAUGAGGUCAUAUUCCCGAUCACGAUCAGACGUCUGUCAGUUCCUGUUCUUUAUGAUCCGGGGAAAGAUAUAAACUCUCUGGUGACUGUACUGGUGAAAGCAUUUUUGAGAUAUAAAGAACUGAAAGUUCUUAUUGAGAGUAUUCGUGUUAACUACCCAAACAUAAAGAUCAUUAUUGCAGACGACAGUCAUGAGCCAGAGAAGAUUGAUGGAGACAAUAUAGAGCAUUACAUCAUGCCUCCAGCACAGGGUUGGUUUGCAGGCAGAAAUCUGGCAGUGUCACAAGUCACCACUAAAUACUUCUUAUGGGUGGAUGAUGACUUUGUGUUCCUGAACCAGACACGUAUAGAGAGUUUUGUGAAGAUCAUGGAAGCCGUCCCUGAACUAGAUGUGGUUGGCGGUGAGGUUGAUGGAAAUCGGUUUGCCUUUAAAUUGCUCUAUCAAGAGGGAAACAGCGAUGAAGGCGGCUGCAUCACACGUGUCAAAGCAACAUACGGACCCGUGCCAGGAUUGGACAAAUGCUUCUUCGUCGAUGGGGUCGUCAACUAUUUCAUGGCACGAACGGAUGCUGUGCGAAGGGUCGGUUUUGACCCGUUCCUCAAAAGGGUGGCUCACACUGAAUUUUUCCUUGACGGACUUGGAGAAUUGUUAGUCGCCACCUGUCAAGGCCUGAGAAUUGGUCAUCAGAAGCAUACUUCGUCAGGCACCUACAAACAUUUCAGACAUCCUGCAAAAGCUGAUGGGCACAGAAAACUAAUCCAUCAUUAUUUUAAGAACCAUUUAAAAUGCAUAAUUUACUGAAGGCACCUCAGAAUUGGAGUUAGUCCCCAGACUUGUAUGGCUACCGCAUACAUAGUUAAGGUAAAUACAGAGGACAGUGUUUCCCACUGGGCGCAGGUGCAACUUCAUACUCAUGAUUCCUAUAAAUCUAUUGGGAACAAAUCUAUUAAAUGUUGAAACAAAACCUCACAAAACAUUGUAAAUGAACAUGAAUCCUCUUAAGUCAAGUCCAUUUUAAUUGAAGUGCAAGAACAAAUGGAUUAAACAAAUGUACCUGUUACAAAAUCUGAAAAUAAUACAAAUACAAAGCACUACCUGAUAUUUCUUAAACUUGAGGUGGCCAAAGAAAAGACAAUAAAGGGGAAGCAAAAUGAAUAACCGAUCAGUUCAAUGCUAGUCUUUGAUUUCAUGCAAGGAAAAGAAAUGGUUUGUAAUGGCUGUCCUUGCACUUGCCAUUUGUAUGUUGCAGAAUGUUUGGUGAAUAAUGAUAGAUUAUGCGAUGACAUUCCACCAGAUACCACUGAUCGGACAGGACAGAGUAACACGGCGGAUAACCCUCAGAAAAAACAAUUUAUUUUUCUACUUAUGCUAGUUUAGGAGGCGGGCGUGUGUUGCUUGGCGGCUUCUGUAAAGUGCUGUGGGAAACCGUGUAGUAAGAUAUUCCAGGUGAAACAGACACUAAAUCUAACAUUAACUUUGUGAAUGUAAAGUCUACCCUGAUGUUCGCUAGCUAGCUGGCGUUAGCUAACAAAAAAAAGCUCCAAACUAUCGUUAACUGUGUUGUUAUCGCCUCUGUCCAGAGAUUCCGCCUUUGGUGACAUAUCAAAAGUAUUCCAGACCCUUGACUUGCCUUCAGUGCUGCUUCUUGCCCUCUUAAAGCCGAUGUCCCUCAGGUCAAGCUGUCCAUGUCGCUUGACCAUGAUGCUGAAAUCACCGGCACCAGCACUGACUGAUGUGACGUCAAUUUAAAACAAAUUAUCGUGUUAUUAUAUGUGCACUUUCCCCUCGUCCACAGUAUUAAAGCCUAUUCAAUAUUAACAAAAACGAAAUGUUGAAAUAGUGCUAAUAUUAACUCAUUCAUUGCUUAAAUAAAAGGGAAUGGGAAGGGGGGAUUGCUGUUUAAGAAGAGGGGUGAUUUUCACCAUCUUUAUUUCAAAGGGGGAUGCCAUCCCCCCUCAACUCGAGUACUGGUUACAAGACAGACACCCGCUGUCAGUCCGGCAGGAUGGGACCAACAUUUUGCCAGGUGGUGUUUGGUUAGAUAGGCAGGACAUUACCCCAGGAACCAGAGCAAGACUUUUAUAAACUUUUUAACUUGAUAUUAAAAGAAACGGUAACACUUUAUAAUAACUGCACGCUAUGAAUCAUUAGUUAAGCAUCAGUACAUAGUUAAUUAAUCAUUUAUGAAGCAUUGGCCCCACAUUAAUAGACAUUAGUAAGCAGUUUAUAAAUACAGCUAUAAAUGCUUUCUUCUUGAUUUAUAAGCAUGUAUAUAAUAUGCUUAAUAAUCAAAUUUUCAUACUUUAUUAAGGAUGAAUUCAUCAUUUCUAAAUUAAGGAUUACAUUACUUACAAACCAGUUAGUUAGGAGUUGUCAGUGGUUCAUGAGAUCAUUUAGAAAGUGUAAGUAAAUGAUUAAUAAACUCUUUGAAUGCACAUUUAUACAUCUUAUUAUUCUGACAUAUAGUAACAUUUACUUAAUUUGAUAAUAAAUGCUUUUUUAAGGCUGAGGUUGACAAUUGCAAGAAUUGCCCAUAACCAUGUUGGCCAACCAAAGAAUAUUGCAUUAUAAUAAACUCAGUACGCCCAAAGGUGUCUAAAGAGAGAAUUCUGCACUUAUAGGUCAAAGGAUUCAAAGUUAUAACCAGUUGCAAAUUUUUCAGGACCAAUAGAUGGAUCUGUGUCUAUUGUCUUGUAUCAAAUAUGGUCACUUUUUUUUGAUGUGACAGUCCAUCAUUGUAACAAAACAACAUAAUUUUAUGCAAAUCAGCCAACUGGUAGUAGUUUGAAAUAAUCUAACCUUUUCCUUUUAGUUGUCAUUCUUUUUAGUAAGCAAUUCUAAUGAACUUAAUUUCCUUUUGUAUUAUGCAUUCUUAGGCAUUUGUGAUUUUAACUAAUUUACUUUCUAAAGAACUCAUUCAUUAAGUAUCGUUUUCUUUGUGAAUCAAUUCUAUGUAAAGCACUUUGAAUUACCUUUGUGUAUGAUUUCUGCUAUAUAAAUAAAUUUUGUCUUGCAAUGCCUAACCGUGAGAGAAUCGUUGAUGGUAGAAAAAACUAUAGACGGAAAUGCAAAACAGAGAUAAACAUUUUGUAAACUAUUAUAUAAUGUUUUUAACAAAUCGAUUACACCGUGCGAUAGAGAUCUAGUAGAACACGUUACUCUGCUGCCCUCCUGUGGCGAAUGUUUGUAACGUAAAUGCUAAACAUCCAAAUUCUUUCUUUCUGUCUGUCUGUAAAACAGAUGCUGCUCUGUGAAACUUCCUGUCAGCAAGAUUAGAGACAGAUUUUAUGUUGAAGAGUAUAUGAAUUCUGUCCAGGUUAGAACCUUGUUGUGUGAUCCUUUAUUGAAGUUAUUUUCAUAGUAUACAGUAGUCUAUUUACAAAAAAAUUGACCCCGGUUGAAAACAACCCCAAGUUUUAUUAUAGAGUUUGAACAUAGUUAAAUACCAAUACACAGUUAUAGACAUUCUCAAGAAACAUUUGACAGCUAAUUACUUUAUUAUUAUAAAUAUAAGAAUACUUUAAAAUGAUUUAUCUAUUGUUAGUGUUCUCAUUACUGUUUUUUGUUGUUUGCAUACUGUAACCUAUAUAUGAAAGUGACCUAUUUGUCAGGUAUACCCAAAAUUUUAACCCAUCCAGAGAGUUGUGAACACGCGUACACCUGGAGCAGUGGGCAGCUAUCACUGCAGCGCCCGGGGAGCAAGUAGGGGUAAGGUGUCUUGCUCAAGGGCAUCGUUACCCGUCGGCCCUGAGAAUCAACCGGCAACCUUCUGGUCACGAGUCUGACUCUCAAACCGUUAGGCUAGGACUGCCCCGUUAUUUGCAUGUGUUCUAGUUUUAUUUUAAUAUGACAUAUUUAUUCAAAGUAAAGUUCAUUUCAAAUGUCCACAGUCCUAUGGUUUUUAUUCUAGGUUUUUGACGUGUACAGAGCUGCUAUAUCGCAAGUAGCCUACAGCAGUCUCGGUCUGACCAUUUGACCAUAUUUACUGAAAUUUCCGCCAUGCAAUUAAAGCUUAACCAGUCCAACCAGCUGUAUUUUCUGUUUUUCUACAUCUACUGCACUGCUGUCCUCCGGUGCGGAGGUUUUUUAAACCUUUUGAAAAGAGUUCAGUUAAUUAUACGCAUUUGGCAGCAUCAGACUUUAGAGCCCUUUUUUGCUUUCUCUAACUUUUUCUGCACCGCCUUUCCUUUUUUACAGUCUAUUAUCUAGCUUUGACUGACAGUAAGCUUGUGUUGCACUGGAACUGUCAUAUUUUGUAUUUUUUUAUGUAUUUAAAUGU
Molecule: messenger RNA, 4948 nt
Organism: Triplophysa dalaica
Lineage: Eukaryota; Metazoa; Chordata; Actinopteri; Cypriniformes; Nemacheilidae
Product: beta-1,4 N-acetylgalactosaminyltransferase 2-like
Exons: 11
Coding region: 16-1470 (484 amino acids)
Biological process (GO): UDP-N-acetylglucosamine metabolic process; UDP-N-acetylgalactosamine metabolic process
Cellular component (GO): Golgi membrane
Molecular function (GO): hexosyltransferase activity
Source: RefSeq, a predicted model, not a curated record